Messenger RNA from Stegastes partitus (bicolor damselfish), 2025 nucleotides. Its product is annotated as tumor necrosis factor receptor superfamily member 6B-like. Gene Ontology annotation, molecular function: protein binding. Lineage: Eukaryota; Metazoa; Chordata; Actinopteri; Pomacentridae. The record is from RefSeq and is a predicted model, not a curated record.
CAAAGGGACCAAGGUUUAUUCCUACACAAACAUUCAUGGUUGUGUAGCUCGUAGGAAGCAGCACAGUUCCCUCAAACAGGGUCAUUGUGUCUCUUCAGAACCGUGCCGUCCAUCAGCCUUCAGCUCUGAUCAAUCAGGCUGAUUGACAAACCGAUCGGCGCCGCUUCCUGCUGCUCUGCUGGAGACUCACACGAAAACGAGGACGUAACCGACGUGUUCUUCAGGCUUCUGUCACAUCCGGUCACCGUCCAUACUCCACUUCACUCUACAGGGGAAGUACUUGGACAUAUUCAGCUCAUGUAUUAUUGGUUAAACCCACACAGAGAGGGAGUGGACAUAUUCAGAACCCGGUCGUUCUGUCAUUAGAGGUGGAUCUCUCUGGUGGAUUGACAGCAUCAUGAACAGGCUCCUCCUCCUCGCUGCGCUGCUCCUGCUCUCCGUCCUCCCCGCUGCGCCGGCGGAGGAGUCCGUUCCCACCUUCGAGCACCGGGACCCUUUUACCGGGGAGACCCUCAGCUGCGCCAAGUGUCCACCGGGAACCCACGUGGUCGCGCACUGCACGGCCAGCACGCCGACGCAGUGCGCGCCGUGCGGGGAGGACCGCUUCACGGCGCUGUGGAACUACCUGCCCAGGUGCCUCUACUGCAGCAACUUCUGCAGCGACAACGAGGAGGUGGAGACCGAGUGCUCCCCGACCACCAACCGCGUCUGCCGGUGCCGGCAGGGCUUCUACCGGCUGGAUGACUUCUGUGGUCACUCCGAGUGCGGCCCCGGACAGGGAGUUCCAACCACAGACUAGUGGUGCAGAGACAACGCAGAGGAGCUUCGGUGACGCCGCCGGGACUGACGACCACAUCUGAAAUCGAUGGGACCCGUGGAGGCACCUGGAGCUCCAGUAAAACACCUCCGGCUCCCAGUUUAUGUGCAUUUGUGUGUGUGUCUGUGGUGUUUAUGGGGCUGCAGCAGCAUAUUACAGAAAGCACCGAAGAAAAUCAGGUUUCUGUUUGGUUGUAAAAUCCUGUGCAGAAGAUGACUGAAAUAGAGACUUAGCUGAGGGCUGCAACUUAUUUUAUUUCAGCUUGUAUUUGUUGACACGUAAAAAAUAAAGCAGCAGAAUUAUCUGCUAGCAGCUGCUGUUUGUGGUGCAUCACAGAUGAACAGACUGGAUCACUGUGAUGCUGAAGGAGACUAAAAACAGACAGAUUCUCAAUGGAGUUCUGAACUGUGUCUUUCUUGGGUUUCUAUGAAGAUUUAUAGUUUAUGGUUUAUCCUGUACAUCUACAUAAUGAAUAAAAGCUCAAAGAUUAUUUUAAUUAGGUAAUGUUUUUCCAGAACAAAUAAACAAACAAAGCCUUUCUGUAGUUUUUGGUUUGUAUUAAUGUACAAUUUUGUGUUUUUAGUCGUUAUUCUUGCACAGUAUCAGAAACUAAAGCAGGAGGAUCUCUGAGACUGAGGGAAACUUAAAAACAGACAGAUUCUCAAUGGAGUUCUGAACUGUGUCUGUCUCAAGCAUCUACGCAAAUUUCAAAGUAAAUCUGUUCUGUACAUAAUGAAUCAAAACUUGGAUUUUGAUCGAUUCAGCUGUUGUUUCUCCAAAGAACGAUCAAUUCCUGUUGUUUUUGUUCUGCAUUAUUUUACAAUUUCUUGUUUCUGGUCUUUAUUUGAGCACACUUUAAGGAAAUAAAGCAGCAGAAUCAUCUAUUAGCAGCUCCUGCUUUUAGUGAAUCAUGAAUAUAAAGACAGCUAUCACUGGAUCUCUGUGAUAUUAAAGGAAGCUUAAAAACAGACAAAUUCUUGAUGGAGUUCUGAACGCUUUCUUUCUUGGCUUUCUAGGCAAACUUCUAGGCUUGACUUUAUGAUCUGCUCUUUAUAUAAUAAACAAAAGCUUAAAUAUUGAUUUCAUUUGUUGCAGUUUUUCAAAAAUCUAUCAAUUCCUGUUGUUUUUCGUCUCUAUUAAUUUACAAUUUCUUGUUUUCGGUCUUUAUUUGUGCACAUUUUGAGAAAAUAAAGCAGCAGAAUUCUCUA